Megalobrama amblycephala (Wuchang bream) is the source of this 1095-nucleotide messenger RNA. RefSeq names its product V-set and transmembrane domain-containing protein 2-like protein (gene vstm2la). The coding region runs from base 168 to 833 and encodes 221 amino acids. NCBI's taxonomy places the organism in Eukaryota, Metazoa, Chordata, Actinopteri, Cypriniformes, Xenocyprididae. The record is from RefSeq and is a predicted model, not a curated record. The transcript is spliced from 4 exons.
CAAAUCGCAUCAGUGGGCGACUGCAAACACACGCAGCCUCCUCUCAACCUCUCCUGCUGCUGUCAUCAGGGACAAAAACCACCAGUAAACACUCACCACACCUGGAUCUAUCUCUUAAAGCCGUAUAUUUUCACCUGAUGUGAGAGAGUGUUUUACAGGGAGCAGUGAUGGGCGCGUUUGGAGUGAUUCUGAGGAGUUUACAUUGUAUGGGACUCUAUAUCCAACUUAGUGCCAGUCUCAGACAAGCUGGAAGCGACGACGUGGAGAACCACAUAUCCAACAACGCGGUCUUCACAGAGGUCCCUCAUGACAUCACGGCACAGAGUGGGCAGGACGUGGAGAUGGCCUGCUCGUUUCGAGGGGCGGGCUCGCCGUCCUAUUCAUUGGAGAUUCAGUGGUGGUACAUCAGGAACCACAGAGAAUGGACCGACAAGCAGACGUGGACCACCAAUCAGGUGGUGCCACAGAAUGAGAUGUCAAAGGACGCCACCAAGAUCAGUGUGGUGAAGGUUGCCGGAAGCAACAUCUCCCACAAGCUCCGUCUGUCCAACAUCAAGCCGUCAGACGAGGGCACGUACGAAUGCCGCGUCAUCGACUUCAGCGACAGCAAGCUGCGUCACCAUCGCGUGCGGGCGUACCUGCAGGUGGAGCGCGCGGAGGGGAACGCAGCUCCUCCGUCCCAUCAGGGGGCGACGUCACAAGAGGAAGUCCUGCAGUCUGACCAUCACAAGCACCAGCCGGCCCACCACGCUCACCACAAACCCGGCCGAGAGCUCAGGAAGAGGUCCGCUGAUGAUAGUACCGUUGACUGCACGGAGAGCUGUGUACUUUAGGUUCCUCCUAACUGCCCCGUACACCCACAUCAUUCCUUACACCGACCCCUAAGUUGGGAUAGUUCAUCCAAAAAUGAAACAUUUCUCAUUUUCUCAGCCUCAUGUCAUUCCAAAACCCAUGUGACCGACUUUCUUACGGGAUAGUUCACACAAAAAUGGAAAUUUUGUCAUCAUUUACUCACCCUCAUGUUGUUCCAAACCUGUAUGAGUUUGUUUCUUCUGCUGAACACAAAAGAAGAUAUUUUGGUAACCAUAUAAUAGU